Messenger RNA from Papaver somniferum (opium poppy), 429 nucleotides. Its product is annotated as troponin I 3-like. Bases 91 to 429 code for a protein of 112 amino acids. NCBI's taxonomy places the organism in Eukaryota, Viridiplantae, Streptophyta, Magnoliopsida, Ranunculales, Papaveraceae. The transcript is spliced from 2 exons. The record is from RefSeq and is a predicted model, not a curated record.
CUCAACUUACACAAGAGAAAAAGGAAAGAAAUUGAAACUCACAGAAGAGAGAAGAAAGAAAAACCAAGAGAUAACACCAAGAACACAACUAUGUCGGGAAACACCAAGAACUCUCACAAGAGGGAUGUGAAAGAUGUUAGGAAAGACACUUAUUCCACUAAUGUCAACAGCCCCCACCUCUGGCCAAGACAAGGUCUUGUUGAUAAACCAAAACCAACUUGUGGAAACAAAAGAGAGUGGAAUUCUGUUGGAGGAUUAGCUGCACCAUGGGGAGGAGCACCUCCACCUCCACCUCCACCAGAAGAAGGAGAUGAGGAAGAUGAGGCACCAAAAGCACCACCACCACCACCUGAGGCAGCAGCAGAAGAAGAAAAAGAGGAAGAAGAAGCUGAAGAAGAAGAGGAGGAGGAGGAAGAAGAGAAGAAUUAA